UUUUUAAUGAAUGAAAGUAACAAAUAUAUAUUAUUUUUUUUUAAAAAAAAAUUUGGAAAAGAAGGCGUGGUUUCGUGCGUGCGGGUAGUUAAAAUCGUGGAAGCACUCCUGAGAAAUCUCGAAUCGCUUGGUUUUUGGGAAUCGAACGGGCAAUUGGCAUUAAUUUCAACAAGUUGAAGGAAAAUGGGAGGUGGAAAGGACAAGGAUGGUCAUGAGUCUAGUGACAAAGGAAUGUUUUCACAUCUUGCUGGAUAUGCUACUGGACACUAUCCUCCACAAGGAUACCCUCCACAGGGAUAUCCUCCACAGGGAUAUCCUCCUCAAGGAUAUCCUCCUCAAGGAUAUCCCCCACAAGCCUACCAACCAGCUGGAUAUCCACCUCCAGGUGGAUACCCCCCAGCUGGAUACUCCCCAGGUGGAUACCCUCCCCCAGGUGGAUACCCUGCCCCAGGUGGAUACCCUCCACCAGCCUAUCCUCCCCCAGGUGGAUAUCCCCAAUCCGGUUAUCCCGGUCCAUCAGCUCCAUAUCAUUCUGGGCAUGGAUCAUCUGGUGGUAUGGGAGCGUUGUUAGCAGGAGGUGCUGCUGCAGCAGCCGCUGCUUAUGGUGCUCAUCAGCUCUCACAUGGUGGCCAUCAUCUCGGACAUGGGGGUCACUAUGGCUAUGGUCAUGGAAAGUUCAAACAUGGCAAAUUUAAGCACGGGAAAUUUGGCAAGCGCUGGAAGCAUGGCGGCAUGUUUGGAAAGCAUAAGUUCAAGAAAUGGAAGUGAAUGCUAUUGGUAGAUGGAAUAAUAAUGCUCAUGUGGAGCUCAAGGUUUGAAUUUUAUUAUGGAGCAGAGGGAGAAUUGCCGUCUUAUGUUUUAGUAGUAUUGUCUAUUUUUUUUUUAUUAUUAUUAUUUUUAUUUGUUUGUCUUUUAUGAAGAUGUCACACCUAUUGUUUAUGAAUGGCUGGUUCCUGGAAA
Alnus glutinosa is the source of this 960-nucleotide messenger RNA. RefSeq names its product glycine-rich protein A3. The transcript is spliced from 3 exons. Bases 184 to 768 code for a protein of 194 amino acids. Lineage: Eukaryota; Viridiplantae; Streptophyta; Magnoliopsida; Fagales; Betulaceae. The record is from RefSeq and is a predicted model, not a curated record.